Molecule: messenger RNA, 1677 nt
Organism: Penicillium macrosclerotiorum
Lineage: Eukaryota; Fungi; Ascomycota; Eurotiomycetes; Eurotiales; Aspergillaceae
Exons: 5
Coding region: 1-1677 (558 amino acids)
Molecular function (GO): CoA-ligase activity
Source: RefSeq, a predicted model, not a curated record
AUGUCUAUCUACUAUUCUCCAACCUGGACAAAUAUCCCGGAUAACUUGUCAAUCUCUCAGCUCAUGCAACAUGGGAUCGGAAAGAUUGAUUCAGACAAGAUUAUUUAUGAAGAAGCGAUAACUGGCAGAACCGUGACAUACAUGUUAUUUCAUCGUCAAAUUCGUCAAACGGCGUAUAAUAUGCGCCAUGAGCUAUUACUACAGGCAGGUGACACUGUACUUAUCUCAGCAUCUAGCUGCAUAGACUACAUUCUUACUGCACACGCUGUUUGGUGGGCUGGAGGGGUUGUGAGCGCUAUCAAUAAUAGCUCCCAUCCUGACGAGAUAUCUCAUGCCCUCAACCUGGUAAAGCCAAAAUUUCUGGUGGUCGACAACACUGUUCACGAAAAACUGUCCGUUACGUUGAAGAAACCCGAGUACGCCAGAUCUCUCACUGGAUUGAAAGUUUUCAAUAUUGGAAGUGGGAACAGUGCAGGGUGGCCACAGCUUCUAUUAAGCACUUCCUCCUCAUCUGAUGGGCUUGAAAUCCAUAAUCCAAUUCGCGAUCAUGAUUUCAACCCCAAGAAGUGCUGCGCUGCUAUAUUGCUCUCUAGUGGCACCACUGGGGCCUCCAAAGCAGUCAUGUUAUCACACUAUAAUCUCAUCGCUACGUGUUUUCAACUGCGAUGUGAUAACCCAGCCAAUUGGCGGGGUAGCCAAAGAGAGAUAUUUUUUCCUCCUCUAUCCCACGUUUAUGCUACAUAUGUGUGUUUCACUAUGAAUCUUUGGCUCGGAGCUUAUGUCUGUCUUAUGCCACGUUUUGACCUCAAACUUUAUUGUCGGCUGCUUUCCGAAAGGUCGGCCACCUUGGCGAGAAUCGUGCCUGCGGUGGCUAAAAUGCUAGCUGAGAGCCCAAUUGUCGGUGAAUAUAAAUAUCCCAACCUGGAAUAUUUCAGCUGUUCGGCUGCCCCAUUACAUGAAGAAACUGCAGCUAAACUUCGCAAAGCAUUUCCUGGCGUUGCACUGUGUCAGACAUAUGGAUGCACGGAAUUAUCUGGACCUUGUGUUCAGAGUGGUGUGCGCGAUCGGGGCCUCCCACUAUCUGCCUCUGGUACCGUGAUCACAAAUUGUGAGAUCCGAUUUGUAGAUUCGACUGGAAACGACGUUGGGGCGCGCGGACCUGGUGAAAUCCUUUGUAGGGCACCAAAUGCAAUGAUGGGCUACAAGGAUAACUUGGAAGAGACAGAGAAUACGAUCUCUCAAGAUGGAUGGCUUCACACCGGAGAUCUUGGGUACCUCGAUGAAAAUGGAUACCUCUACAUCUAUGAUCGUCUCAAGGAAAUGAUUAAAUACAAGGGAUUUCAAGUUGCCCCUUCCGAGCUGGAGAACAUAAUCAUUCAGCAUCCUCAUGUUAAAGAGGCUGCAGUCAUUGGUGUUUGGAGCUCUAGCGAGGACACCGAGAUUCCCCGAGCCUUUGUGUCCUUGGAGGAAGCAGAUCCUCAAAAUUUGGAGAUUGUUGCAAAGGAGAUUACAGAUUUCGUAUCUGAGAAAGUUGCAAGCUAUAAGAGAUUGCGAGGUGGUGUGGUGGUCCUUGAAGAACUACCAAGGAAUGCAACAGGCAAGUUACUGAAGAAGAAAUUAAAGGAACUCACUGUACAGUCAUUACAUCCAAGGGAAGCUAUUGUUGCUAAACUUUGA